This is a messenger RNA of Aphidius gifuensis, 695 nucleotides long. RefSeq lists its product as uncharacterized. Bases 192 to 608 code for a protein of 138 amino acids. The record is from RefSeq and is a predicted model, not a curated record. The transcript has 3 exons. NCBI's taxonomy places the organism in Eukaryota, Metazoa, Arthropoda, Insecta, Hymenoptera, Braconidae.
CCAAAACAAGCAGCGCUACAGUGUUGAAACUUGACAUUUGACAACAAAUAGUUAUUUGUAAAUAAAUAUAUAUUGUUGUUAUUAUUAUUUAUUGAUGUCAUGUUAUUAUUAUCUCAACAACAAAAAAAGACAUUGAUAUUUUAAUAAUAAAUAUUAUCAAAUGUUAAGUGUUUGAGUAAUAUAAUUGAAAAAUGAAGCCAAUUAAAAUUUAUGUAGAUGACACCAAUGCAGAUUCAUUGCAACAAUUGAAACAACACGAAACGGCACUUGAAGAAACAAAAAAUGCUCUACUUAUUGAGCAAUUAAGAUUAAAAAAAAUACUUCAAAAUUUACAAUUAACACAAACAGUGAACAAAGAGGUUUGCCAAACUGGUACACAGUUUAAUUCUAAUGAAAGUUAUAAAGAAAAUGGUGCAACUCAAACAAGUCUAAAUCCACAAGCAAUGAGCUUGGAAAAAGACAUUGCUCAAGUGUCUUCUGAUCAAGAACAAAUAUGUCCAAUGUGUGGAUUAUUUUUUAGCAAGUCUGUUGAAUUUAAAAUGUUUCAUGAACAUGUAUUGACACAUUUUACAUCAGAAUCAGUUUCAAGUUUUGAGCUAGUACCAUAAUAAGCCUAAACUUUUUAUUUUUCUGUUGAUUAAAUUACUAUUGAAGUUUUAUCAUUUUAGAAAUAAUAAUUAUGUUAAAAAAUUUAA